Messenger RNA from Symbiodinium sp. CCMP2456, 1206 nucleotides. The record is from the annotation of a GenBank genome assembly. NCBI's taxonomy places the organism in Eukaryota, Dinophyceae, Suessiales, Symbiodiniaceae.
AUGGGAGGGGAGUUCUGUACCGAACUGGACAGAGGCUCCAUCUACGACGUGUCUGAGAAUGGCACUGCCAAGACGAAGCUAUCUAAGCAACGCCGUUCCUUGGAAAGCGAAAGCCUCCUCGGAUCUUCGCCCGAGCCGAGCUUCCCACAGCAGCUCGGAAGCUGCAUGGCGCUACGGGAGCUCUGCCCGUGGCUGCGGCAGGCAGAGAAGCUUCAGGACUUGGGGGCUCGGUUCUGGGUCGUGGGAAUUCUGGCUCUGGAGGUCCAACUCCUGAACCGUGGAGGCUUCGCCUGGGCCCAGCUCUGCAGCGCACGGCGCAGCCAGCGGCCCCAAAACGUGGUUGCCUUGGCUUGUGAGAUGGUGGCAAUUCUGCUUCUUCUGGAGUCUGACGAAGAUGAGGGUCCAGUUUUGGUUUCAUUCGGCAUCGGUGCAAGGAGCGCUUUCGCGGAGGGUUUGGAGCUCGAAGGCUCGGUGGUCGUGUGCUUCGCAGGGGAUGCAUUGCAGGAUGACAAGCAAGACGAGGAGGAGGAUGUCUUGGAGGACGGUAUGCUCAUGAAGCGCGUGGUCAAGCAAGCCCAGGAGGGAGCUCCCGGCCCGCUCAUGGGCGACGAGGUCACAGUGUCCUAUACGAUUGCACUCUCGGAUGGCACCCGCGUGGAGUCCCUGGAGAGCGAAAAUGCCACCUUUAAGCUCGGUGCUGAGGAGGUCUUCCGGGGCUUCGACGAAGCCGUGGCAUCCAUGUGCUGGGGCGAGCGCGCCGUGUUCAGCGUGGCGCCGGACCUGGCUUUUGGCCAGGAUGGCUCGGACGAGGUGCCACCCAAUGCCACGCUAGUUAUUGACGUCGAGCUUUUGAGCUUCGUUGAAGUUGAGGAGGAAGACGAGAACGACUUCGACCUGGACGGAUUUGGGCGCAAGGAUCUGGGUCCCGGUGGCGAGGAUCCAAAUGGCAGGUACAUCUGGGAGCGCUGUGGCCAGGAGGUCUUGGUAACCCAUCGCCUGGCCGAGGGCAUUGGCAAAGCGGAUAUCCAACACGAGUUUAUGCCGGGCCGCAUCUUCAUGGCGGUGAAGGGUGAGGUGCUGUUUGCUGGCGAGCCGGGUUGUGAGAUCGAUGAGGAGGAGUCGUUCUGGGAGAUCGAUGAAGAUGUGGAGGGCCAGCGGUGCCUCUUCGUGCACCUGAAGAAAUUAGAGGAGGACACACGGUGGCCA